UGAAGAUAUUUUUUUUUAUCCUACUGUGAACAAAAGUAGAAGCCAUCUUCACCCCAUAGUACACAGGCAAUUGGAGCGUAGCCCAAGAUUUGGACGAGGUUUGAGGAACUAGCUGGGUCGAUUCGUUAGAUUUUUUUGCGUGCCUGCCUUUCAGUAUUUUGUUUAUUUUCAAAACUCAAGAUAGUAUGCAUGUCAAACAUGUUUGCGAGCUAAUUACCUUGCGAGGUACUUCGAUAAAUCUACAUAAAACGUUCCUAUAAGUAAAAUAAAAUACUCAACAAUGCCUUUUGUGGCUAAACGAUGCGGUGUUCAAUUCAGCCCACCAUCAAUCGUUUUAAUUUAUGAAAGUAAUGUUAAGGAUACAAACAAGAUUCGCAAAAGAAUCAUACCUGUGAGGAACUUCUCGAACUGUUCAGACUGCUGCAUGGCUGCGGAGAGAAUGAAGCACCAUAUUCGACACAGGGCAUACCUGGAGACUGUUUCAUUGGGGCAACUGGAGAGGCUUCAUAUAGUGCUGCGGGAUCACAUGCAGGGCCACAGCCUGGAGCACACUCUAGCCUCCCUCCGCCUGGACCCAGAGGAGGACCUCAACAAGCUGGAUGAUGAGGAGCUUGCACGCAAAAAGGUCCAAAUGGACAAACUCUUUGAGUGCAACCGAAGGCGGAAAGAUGACCCUGACUUUGUCUAUGACCUGGAGGUGGAAUUUAAAGGGGAGGUUGCUCAGGAACCAUGCAGCUGGGAUGAAGAGGAGUCUGAUGAUGGGUUUUAAAAGAACACAGAUCAGACUGGGAGUGUUUCAGUUUGUCGACAAAGCACCCUACCUGAUCUUUAGUGAUUGAAUAAUACUCAUUCCUUUGCACAGGGCAGUUGUUAUUCUGGCCCUUUGCUCAAUUAAGCCAUCAACAACAACCAUAUCCAACUGGACGUGGAUAAAAAUACAAAAACAGUUAAAAUAAUAUCCUUACAGAUGCUAUUGAAAUAUUGAGUAGUUGUACAUGUUUAUUGAUAUGAAACUUACAUUUACAAAAUACAAAUACUUUGUCUCCUUGA
Messenger RNA from Oncorhynchus masou masou (cherry salmon), 1050 nucleotides. It is a transcript of the gene cep19, whose product is annotated as centrosomal protein 19. The record is from RefSeq and is a predicted model, not a curated record. Gene Ontology annotation, cellular component: centrosome; centriole; spindle pole. The coding region runs from base 281 to 769 and encodes 162 amino acids. Gene Ontology annotation, biological process: microtubule anchoring at centrosome; trans-Golgi to periciliary membrane compartment transport. NCBI's taxonomy places the organism in Eukaryota, Metazoa, Chordata, Actinopteri, Salmoniformes, Salmonidae. The transcript is spliced from 2 exons.